Apis cerana (Asiatic honeybee) is the source of this 1781-nucleotide messenger RNA. Its product is annotated as asparagine-rich protein. Lineage: Eukaryota; Metazoa; Arthropoda; Insecta; Hymenoptera; Apidae. The record is from RefSeq and is a predicted model, not a curated record.
GUGUCAUAACAUAUAUUGAACAGCUUCAGAAGGUCAAAAAAAAAAAAUAUACAUGGAUCUAUUUCGAUAGUCUUUAGACAGUCAGGAAAAGGUACAAAUAUGGAAUCGACAAAUUCUACCAUGGAUUUGGCUUAUAGUUUUUAUAGUGAAAGCUCAAAUUCUACAAUAAGUUUAAACAAAGCGAUGCUUAUGUCAAUCGAUGAUGAUAAUACAUUAAAUUCUGACAAUAAUAGUUGUUAUCAUUCAUAUAUCGAAGAACAAAAUGAAACAUUAUUUGAACACACCGAUAGCACAAGUUUAAAGCCUUUAUCCAAUUUUGAUUCGAACUUGGAACAAGAAAAUUCAGAUAAUUUGGAAGAUACACAACAUACAAAUAUCGAAGAAGAGAAUCAUGAAGGAUAUAUUCCAUUAAGGACGCUGUUAAGGAAUAUGUUUGAGGAAAUUUUAGGAAAGUAUAAUGGAAUCACAAGACAGUCAAAUGUAAGUUCGAUUAACAGAAGUUCAAACAGUGACUAUUCAAUGGAUAAUUGGGACAAUGCAGAUGAAGUAAAUAAUAAUAUUUUAAUUUGUCAAACACAAAAAUCUAAUAAUAUUGUUAUAACUACUAUCGAUAAUGUAAAAGAUUCUGAUAAAAUUAUUACUUUAUCUUCACAGCAUAUAUUAGAUUCUAGAAGCAUAAAUACAAUAUUAGAAAAUUCCAAUGAAAGUUCUAGUAAUUCACAGAGAAAUGAUAGUUCUAAAUGGUCUGGAAGAUUAAUAGACAAAUUAAAAAAUUUCACUUCUCACAGAAGAGAAAAGAAAUAUAGAAAUCGACAUAUAUUUAUUACUAGUGAUAUAAGUAAUGAAAGUACAUCUUCGAGCAUAUCAGAUGAUGUUAAAAAAGUAACCGAAGAAAUUUUUCAAAAGGCAAACAAUUUAUCAAUGGAUGAUUCUUUAAAAUUAAAAAGUAAUAAUGCAACACCAAAUAAUGAAAAAAAAACUCCAAUAAAAAAAAAACAAAGUAUAAAACGGAGAAGUGUAUCUUUACCGAAAUAUAUAGAAGAUGAAAAUACUGAACAACAAAAUGAGAAAAUAUUAAUUAAUAAUUCACAAAAGAUUUAUACACCACCCUAUAUAAAAAAUAGAUCAAAUUAUAUAAGUACAUCACCGAUUAAACCAGUAAAAUACUUAAGACAAUAUUUUGCAAAUUUAGAUAAUAAAAAUAAAAAAAAUAUAAAGCGAUCGCCAUUAAAUAAAUAUAUAAGAAGAUACAGAAUACCUUAUAUACGUGUAAUACCUGCUACGCCAAAAUAAAGUAUAAAUAAAUGGAAUUUAUUUUAUUGUAGUAAAAAUUAUGCAUAUAUUAUUACUGCUUAAACAUAUGCAUUAACAUAUGUUUAACGUAUGCAUUAACAUAUGUAUUAAUACACAUAUGUAUUAAUAAUUUAUUUUAAAAACAAAAAAGUUCUAGAAAACUAUAAUAUAUUUUUAAUUGUGAUUAAGAAUAUGUUAUUAUAUUUAUAUUUUAUAUUUAUAUUUCUUUCUUUAUUUAAUUUAUUAUUUCAUAUUUAUAUUUAUUUAUUUUAUUUAUAUUUAUAUCAAUUUGUGAAAAGAUAUUUUAUAUUUAUUAUAUUUAAUAUAAAGAUAUUUUUAACUAUAAUUAAGAAUAUAUUUAUAUUCUUUCAUAAAGUUAUUAAUGUAUAUCUUUUCAUAAAAAAAGUAAAAGAAAAUAAAUUUUUUAAAUAAAUUGUUAGAUUUUAUUAUUAAGUUCUAAAUAAAUUAUUAUAAAUUAUAUGAAAAUA